AUGAAGUUCACAACGAUCGUCUCGUCUGUCGCCCUUCUGGCCGCCCUCGCCGCCGCGGAGAGGACCGAGACCACGACUGACGCCCUUCGAAACAUUUAUUACAGAUGCAUAGACAACGAGUCCAUGUUGUCGUGCGUGAAACCCAAAGUCCUGGCGUACCUGAGUCACGCUGUGAAGCAGGACAAGCUGGCCAUCACGGACGACUUGGCGAUCGUGAAGUCCAGAGACUUGCCCGAAGACAGCAGCGAGGAGUACUACCCCGCGCAGUACGACUCCGUGGACCCAGCUAGGAGAGAACUGCUGAGGUCCUUGAUGUUGGAGAAACUGGACGCGUACCUGUCGAGUCACCAGUUGGAGGCUAAACUACCGGAAGCCAUCGCUGGAUCCGAUAUCGUACCGAGAUCCUUGGUGGACAGCAUGCCCACGAGCUUGACUGUUCCCCUGUCUGACUCCUCGAACGGUCAAGGCCGUGGAUUCGUGAAGAAAGUGAUGAUCCCGUUCCUCCUGGGUCUCAAGUUCAAGGCCACAGCCCUGGUACCGCUCGCUCUUGCCCUGAUCGCGCUGAAAACGUGGAAAGCUCUGACACUGGGACUCCUUUCGCUGGUGCUCAGCGGAGCCAUGAUGAUCUUCAAGUUCACGAAACCCAAGGUCGCCUACGAGGUGGUCCACUACGGACACCCACCCGUGGAGCACCCACCCCACUGGGACACGUCGCCCCAUGGACCCUACAGAGCUUACAGGAAAUAA
Eufriesea mexicana is the source of this 747-nucleotide messenger RNA. It is a transcript of the gene Osi18, whose product is annotated as DUF1676 domain-containing protein Osi18. The transcript has 3 exons. Gene Ontology annotation, cellular component: membrane. The record is from RefSeq and is a predicted model, not a curated record. Bases 1 to 747 code for a protein of 248 amino acids. Lineage: Eukaryota; Metazoa; Arthropoda; Insecta; Hymenoptera; Apidae.